Messenger RNA from Penicillium longicatenatum, 591 nucleotides. RefSeq lists its product as uncharacterized. NCBI's taxonomy places the organism in Eukaryota, Fungi, Ascomycota, Eurotiomycetes, Eurotiales, Aspergillaceae. Gene Ontology annotation, biological process: protein phosphorylation. Bases 1 to 591 code for a protein of 196 amino acids. Gene Ontology annotation, molecular function: ATP binding; protein kinase activity. The transcript has a single exon. The record is from RefSeq and is a predicted model, not a curated record.
AUGGUCAUCGGCUCUAAACGAGACACAGUGUUACCACAAUCGCUUUGGGAGGACAAGGGGGAAUGUGUGGAAGCCAGACUGUUCCCCCGCAGCGGCAAUGGUGCGGAAGAUCAUUCUACGCGAUUCGGCGUUCCUAUCAAGCCAAGUAUACCCAGCCAAAAUAUUAUCACGCGCACGACAGGACGGAAGGUCAACUAUCAUCAAACCUAUAAUAUUGAUCAAGCUGGGUUUGGCAUCAUAGCAAUCAAAGACAUUGAAAACUUUCCGAUUUGUCUUCUGAAGAUGCGUGAAGGUCGAAACGAGGAGCUGCGGAAAUUGAAGACUACAUCCCAUAGGAACUUGGUGAGUCUGGUGGAUAGCUUUCGGUCCGAUGCCAAAAUCAAUAUUGUGUACGAGUAUGAGCAUUUAGCAAUCUCGUUGGGGUGUGCUGCUGGAACUGUGCAGUUCAAUGAGGCAGACAUAGCGACAAUAUGUAAGGAACUUCUUCGAGGUCUGAGAUACAUUCACUCGGAUCUGAAGAUUUCUUAUGGUUUGCUUGACUGUAGUAAUAUCCUUCUAACAUAUGAUGGGGGGUUGAAACUUGGUUGGUAA